UACCUCCUGGGGCCCAGCUUGCUUCACUGGCUCUCUGCCUGGCUCCACCCCUGCCCACUGAGAACACACUGCUUGCCAUGGCUGCGUGCCCAGGAAAGCCGAGGACACUGCGAAAGGUUUUUCUCUGCAUUGCUGAACCGCCAGGGAAGUGAAGGUCUGUGCCUGCCUGACUCAGCACCGAAACUGCCAUUGCUGAGGUUGGAAGCCAGUGACCAAAAGUCUGUUCUGGAGACUGGGUAUCGCCGGGACCUUCCUGCCAGAGGACUGUGGAUCCCCCUCCUUUCUGUGGAUUCUGACAAAGAGAGAAUCAUGGCUGACAGCCAGAUGCCCUUUUCCUGUCACUAUCCUGGACGGCACCGAAGCCUUCGAGACCCCUUCAGAGAAUCCAGCUUGUCUUCUCGACUGUUGGAUGAUGACUUUGGGAUGUCCCCCUUUUCGGGAGACCUAACUGCAGACUGGCCAGAUUGGGCUCGCCCAAGGCUGACCACAGCAUGGCCAGGCCCGCUGAGAUCAGGGAUGGUCCGCAGCACUGGCCUUUCUCCACCAGGAUACAGCUCCAGGUUUGGGGGUUACACCGAAGGGGCUCCCUUUGGGGGAAGUCCUUCGUCAUUGUCCGGAGAGCCGUGGAAAGUGUGUGUCAAUGUGCAAAGCUUCAAACCUGAGGAACUGACGGUGAAAACGAAAGAUGGUUAUGUGGAAGUGUCAGGUAAACACGAAGAGCAACAGGAAGAAGGAGGAAUAGUCUCCAAGAACUUCACUAAGAAAAUCCAGCUUCCUGGAGAGGUGGAUCCCACCACAGUGUUUGCUUCCUUAUCACCAGAGGGGCUGCUGAUCAUCGAGGGUCCUCAGAUACCUCCCUACUACCAGUAUGGAGACAGUAGCUAUGGUAACGAGAUACCCGUGGACAACCAAGAAACCACCUGUGCCUGAAGCCUCUCAUUGCAUUUCCUCCCCUUCAACCCUUGCUCUUCCCUCCUUGUGUGACUGCGUUCGCCAAAAGCCGAUUUGAUUUUGUACAUUUUCUUAUAAGAUCCUCUUUUGUAAAAACAUGUCCUGCUGCUUCCCAAGUUCUAGUCAGAUCUCUGUGUUGCUGGGAGAAGGUGAGUGUCCUGGCACCCUGGAAACCACAUGUCCCAUGGUUCCUUGUGGCUCAGAUACUGUUGUGAGCAUGCACAGCUGCAUCCCAGGCCUAAAGAAGCCUGGGACAUCUAUCUCAAGUUGGAGGCUUUUUUUCUCGGGGUGUGUGAGUGUGUGUGUGUGUGUGUGUGUGUAAAAUGCCAUCAAGUCACAGAUGACUUAUGGCAACCCUGGCAAGGGCUUUCAAGGCAAGAGAGAAGCAGAGGUAGUUUGCCAUUCUGUUCCUCUGUAGAAUCGUCCUUGGCAGUCUCCCAUCCAAGUACCAAACCCUGCUUAGCUUCCGAGAUCUGACUAUAUACCAUGCUGCCUUCCCUCCCGUUUCCUUCAGCAGCCAUUGUUAUAACAUCUCACAUGUUAUAACAUCCCAUAUUUUUGAUACAGCUCCUGAGGCCCUAUAAUAGUGGCCUUGAACCAGAGGAACACCAUCCAGCAAGACCUGUAGCACUUCCAAACACACUUGAGGCCGAUUCUGAGGAGGAAGCUUCCUGAAGACAUCCCCAAGGAGCACAGGCUGCCAACUUCUGACCCUAGGACUGGUGUUUCAGAUCUUUCUGGCAGGGAGCUGGUUCCAAACUAUAUUGUCAGUUUCCACUGAUUCUUCCUACUUGUAGAUACUUGAGGUUCCCUCUCCCCCCACCCCUGUCCCCUGGAAGCAGCACUUUUUGGAGAUCAGUGGGUAGCAGGAAAGUUCCAUACUACUGAUGAAAAAUUUCAUCUGCAUCCAACCCAGGGAGUUUAAAAACCCAGAUUCAUUAACCUACCUAAGGAAGUCUGGAUGUUCUACAGGCCCCCAGCUGAGGAGGCAACAGGCUUAAGAGCCUGCAGCUAGCGACUUACUUGCUAGACCUUUAAACUCCAUGCACCUCAUUCUUAGGUGGCAAAGAUGUGGCAGUCAUCGGUCUUGCUCAAGGUACCUAAGGGCUUAUCGGAAAUCCACCCGCUGUGAAAGCCAGACUGCUGCUCUAGCACUCAAAAUUGGUUUAGAUAUGGAAUCCCUUGCUAUCUACCAUGGAACUCACAACCUUUUCUGCUUGCUGUGCCUGUUUGUCUGAUCCCAAUCUGUACCCUUUUCUUCUUGCCUCUGUUGUCCUUAUUUGGCCAUCUGAAGUUCUUGCCAAGCCUGAUGUGUGUCUUCUAAGAGCUUCAGGCCUAGAAUACUAGCCAUUGUGCAUAUGCAGAACCAGAUAUAGCUCCUGCCUCAAAGGUAUCAGCCAAGGAGGUAAAGGAUCUCAUGGGCAGCAAAAAUAAUUUCUGCAAGUUCACACACUGCUGGGAUAGCCAGCCCUUGUUGAACAUUUACCUUGAAUUGACCAUGAUUCUCAGCCCCUUGGAUUGUGGGGCUACCAGUGACCCAUCAAAACACUUACCAACCUACUACUGAUUUUGCACUGAAAUUGCUCCUGCAAUUGGUCCAUCCGAGUUUACAGAUGUUUCUGGAGCAUCAAUGCUGAACUACUGAAGAAGACAAGAACAUCUUCAUCCUUGAGAGAGGUGGAGCCAGCUGGCAUCUCUUCUUCACUACUACCACAACGACCCUUCCAGCGUCAGGAUGAGCCAAGCUAGUCUUUUUUUUUUACAACUGAGACUGCAACAACAUCACAGUGGCUUCUCCUUCCUGUAUAAGCACGCUCUCCCACAUCAAUUAACACCCUUUAUGAAUCACAGUCCCAUCAAGGUCUUACAUGCUCCAGUUUUUGUUUAUCCAAGUACAUAGCAACAAGUCGUCUUUGUCAUUUGUUGGAUGUCAGUGUAUGUGGAAUAUUUAUGGCAAUAGGAAGAAAUAGCUUUAAAUGUUUAUUAUGGUCCUACCCAUAUGUCACUUCCCCCAUGGAGUAGGGUACGUUGUUUCUAUUGAGAAAAAAACACAAGAGUAUGUUGUAGACUGACAAGCUGUCAACAGACCAGAACUAUUUUAAAAAUAUAUAAGACAUAACUGUUUAGACCUAUUUCUUUUUCCUUUUUUCAAAUGAGACUUGUGCGUUUAUUUGAUUAAUAAAUUCAAGGUGAAAUUC
Molecule: messenger RNA, 3149 nt
Organism: Heteronotia binoei (common prickly gecko)
Lineage: Eukaryota; Metazoa; Chordata; Lepidosauria; Squamata; Gekkonidae
Gene: HSPB8
Product: heat shock protein family B (small) member 8
Exons: 4
Coding region: 310-930 (206 amino acids)
Biological process (GO): cellular response to unfolded protein
Cellular component (GO): cytoplasm; nucleus; protein folding chaperone complex
Molecular function (GO): protein homodimerization activity
Source: RefSeq, a predicted model, not a curated record